Molecule: messenger RNA, 681 nt
Organism: Aureococcus anophagefferens
Lineage: Eukaryota; Pelagophyceae; Pelagomonadales; Pelagomonadaceae
Exons: 1
Coding region: 1-681 (226 amino acids)
Source: RefSeq, a predicted model, not a curated record
AUGGCCCACUCGAACGCCGUCGUGCUCGACAGCCUGGCCAUGAAGGCCCUGCUCACGACGAUCCGGCGCAAGUCGACGCCGCAGCGCACCUACGUCGAGCACUGCGACCGGCUCUGCGCCAUGCUCGCCGAGGAGGCGCUGGCGCGCCUGCCCGGCACGGCCUACGACGUGCCCGUCGAGACGCCCUGCGGCACGCUGACGACCGGCAGCGCCGUCGUCGUGCCCGAGCGCGACAUCUGCCUCGUCGACAUCAUGCGCUCCGGCGCCAUCCUCCAGGAGGCCGUGCGCCGCGUCGUGCCGGGGGCGAAGACGGCGAAGAUCCUCAUCCAGCGCGACGAGGAGACCGCGCAGCCCGUGCUCAUGUACUCGAAGCUCCCGCCGAAGAUCGAGGCCAUGAACGUGCUCCUGUGCGACCCCAUGCUCGCGACGGGCGGCUCCGCGCUCACGGCCAUCAAGGUGCUCAAGGACGCGGGCGUGCCCGAGGAGCGGAUCACGUUCGCGAACGUCGUCUCCUGCCCCGAGGGCCUCGCGAACCUGAAGAAGCACGCGCCGAAGGUCGUCGUCGUCACGAGCGCCGUGGACGAGGGCCUCGACGCGCGGAGGUACAUCGUCCCGGGCCUCGGCGACUUCGGCGACCGCUACUACGGCACCGCGGGCUACGACGAGGGGUUCUGGGGCUAA